Messenger RNA from Patella vulgata (common limpet), 1278 nucleotides. Its product is annotated as beta-1,3-galactosyltransferase 2. The transcript has a single exon. Gene Ontology annotation, molecular function: hexosyltransferase activity. The coding region runs from base 4 to 978 and encodes 324 amino acids. The record is from RefSeq and is a predicted model, not a curated record. Gene Ontology annotation, cellular component: membrane. NCBI's taxonomy places the organism in Eukaryota, Metazoa, Mollusca, Gastropoda, Patellidae.
AGUAUGUUUGCCCCAAGGCUUAAGAAGAGACAUGUAUUAAUAGCUACGGCCUUUGGUUUUAUUUUGUUUUGGAGACUUCAUUAUGCCGUCCCCGGCCCGAACAUAUUUUUGUCUGAACAUAAUUUUGACGACAGUCGAACUCACAACUAUAAAUAUCUCAUUAAUGAAUCGAAGAUUUGUAAACCAUUUCCAGACAAAAUAUUUCUGUUAAUAGCAGUUUCUUCAAGAACGUCUGAGUUUGAAGAAAGAAAGGUUAUAAGAAAGACCUGGGGGUCGUUAGCUGUGAAUAAUACAGAAAUACGUUUGGUUUUUAUGCUGGGAUAUCGUCCAGAGAUCAACCAUCAUGAUUUAAAGACUGAAAGUGAAAACUACCACGAUAUUAUUCAAGAGGAUUUUUACGAUAGUUACCAUAAUCUCAGUAUUAAAUCUGAAGCCAUUCUUCGUUUCGCCAGCACAUUUUGUCCAGGUGUAAAAUAUAUAGUAAAAGUUGAUGUGGAUGUCUUUAUAAACCUACCAUUCUUGAUCGAAGAUUUACGUAAAAAUGAUGGGAGGAAUAUGAUUAUGGGGCAUGCUUUUAAGUCUUUGUCACCUCAUCGAAACCCAAAGUCAAAGUGGUACGCGGAAAGCUAUCCGUUAACGUAUUAUCCAGAUUAUGUAUCUGGUCCGGCCUACGUUUUAUCCGGAGAUAUAACGAGCAAAUUACUUAGUGUAGCCUUAAAGACAAAAUACUAUUAUCUAGAAGAUGUUUUUAUUACUGGUAUAGUAAGGGAGCGUGCUACAGUUAAAUUGGUUGCUCACCGGGGAUUCACUUGUAGAAAACCAUUAGUUGAUAGGUGUUGGUUUGAAAAUCAAAUUUCUGGACAUCCCUAUACAAAGGAACAAAUGAUAGACAUGUGGUCAGAAAAAGUUCAAAACAAACGCUGCACAUGGUCACUAAGAAUAUAUUAUAUGUUGGCUAAUCUUUUAAAUUGGUCGUGAUAGUGUUGGUGACUUCAUUGGACCAACUUCUCAAGAUGUAGCGGGGUUGGAUGGCCGAAUGGUUAGCAUGUGCGCGCUGUAUCAUGAUGUCUGUCAUUGAGUCAACUGGCGUGGUUUCGAUUCCCCGGUUGUGUACGUGGCAAGGUGUAGACUCGUCUGUCCAAACUCCAGGUCCUCCGGUUUCCUCCCACUGCUAAAGACUCCUACGCGCAAGCGAAAUACUGAAAUAAAAUUGAACCAUAUAUUAGUCCCGAAAUGACCAGUUUGUGUCGAGUGGAAACCCCAUUUCUCCCCCCCCCC